This is a messenger RNA of Eublepharis macularius, 4216 nucleotides long. It is a transcript of the gene DHX58, whose product is annotated as DExH-box helicase 58. The record is from RefSeq and is a predicted model, not a curated record. The transcript has 13 exons. NCBI's taxonomy places the organism in Eukaryota, Metazoa, Chordata, Lepidosauria, Squamata, Eublepharidae. Gene Ontology annotation, cellular component: cytoplasm. The coding region runs from base 123 to 2165 and encodes 680 amino acids. Gene Ontology annotation, molecular function: zinc ion binding; double-stranded RNA binding; DNA binding. Gene Ontology annotation, biological process: response to virus; innate immune response; positive regulation of interferon-beta production.
CUCGAGGGCCUCGGAGUUUCCCUAAUCUGGGUCCGAGAGAAGCAGCCGCACCUCUGCCUGCCAGAGCCGCUGAGAGAGACAGGCUUUCCAGUUGAUCAGCAAGCCCUUGAAACAGCAGCCAGAUGGAUCUGAGAGAUUAUCAGUGGGAAGUCAUAGAGCCUGCCCUCGAGGGAAAGAAUAUAAUUAUCUGGCUGCCAACAGGCACUGGGAAGACCAGGGCAGCUGCAUAUGUAUGUAAGAGACACUUGGAGAGCCAAGAUAAGGGCAAGGUGGCUGUGCUGGUCAACACGGUGCCUCUUGUAGACCAACACCUGAAGAAUGAGUUCAGCUUCCUGCAGAAUCGUUUCAAGAUUACUUCUAUCAGUGGUGACAGCAGCCAGAAGGUGUUCUUCUCAGAUGUAGUGAAAAUCAAUGAUCUGAUCAUUUGCACAGCCCAGAUCCUACAAAAUGCCCUCCAGAGCCAAGAGGAAGAAGUACAUGUGGAGCUGACAGAUUUCUCCUUGCUGGUGAUUGACGAGUGCCAUCACACCCACAAGGAAAGCACCUACAACAAGAUCAUGGGGAACUACCUGGAGCGCAAGAUGAAAGGCCAGCAGAAUUUGCCGCAGAUUGUGGGGCUCACGGCUUCACUGGGCACUGGAGGUGCCAGAUCCUUGGAGGAAGCCCAAGAGCAUAUCUUGCAGAUUUGUGCCAACCUGGACGCUGCAAAAAUCAUGUCAUCUGAUAAAUACAAGUUCUACCUUAAUACUCAUGUUCCGCGACCCAAGAAGCAGUAUGACGUGACUGAAGAAAGGACCCUGGAUCCCUUUGGUGGGAAAAUCAAGGAGAUAAUGUCCCAGAUUCAUACUUACCUGGAUGUGCCUGACUUGUCUACAGAUUUUGGCUCUCAGAUAUAUGAGCAACGUAUUAUGGAACUUCAGAAAGAAGGAGCAGAACGAUUCUGCCGGAAGACCCGAACAUGUGCCUUGCACCUGCGUAAAUACAAUGAUGCCCUGCUGAUCAAUGACACGGUGCGCAUGACCGAUGCCUUCAAAACUCUAGAUGAGUUUUACCUGCUGGAGAGAGCUAUGAAGGAGCUGCAGGAUCCAACCGAGCAAUACCUGGUUCAGAUCUUUGACAGGAACAGGGAGCACCUCUUGGCCCUAGCAAGAGACUCACGCUAUGAGAAUCCCAAACUUGAUAAACUGCAGCAAGUCCUUCAGGACCAGUUCCAAGCAGACACCAAGUCCCGGGGCAUUGUGUUUGUCCGGACACGCCAGGGCGCUCACUCCUUAUGCCAGUGGGUACAGGAUAACGUACAUCUGCAACAACAGGGGCUCAAAGCAGCUGUCUUGACUGGGGCUGGGUACAGCAACCAGACCAAACACAUGACACAGCAAGAGCAGCAAGAUGUCAUCCGUAUUUUCCGCGUGGGGGCAUCCAAUCUGCUCUUUUCCACCAGUGUGGCUGAGGAAGGUCUGGACAUCCCCGAGUGUAAUAUCGUGGUCCGCUAUGGGCUGAUGACCAACGAGAUUGCCAUGGUGCAGGCCAGAGGCCGGGCCCGGGCCCCCAAUAGCAUCUGUUCAGUCUUGGCCAAGGCCAACAGCAAGGAGGUGUCUCGUGAACUGCUCAAUGAGAAACUGGAAGUCCUGAUGGAGAGAGCUAUUGAGCGGGUGCAACAGAUGCCCCUGUGGGAAUACAGUCAGACGAUGGUCAAGCUUCAGCGCGAGGCAGUGUUUGGCCGCAAGCUACGAGAUGUUGAACGUGAGAAGCAACGCCAGCUCCACGAUCCAGACUCGGUGCGUCUCUACUGCAUCAACUGCAGUGAGGCAGUCUGCCACGGCUCUGACCUGCGCACAGUAGAGAAAACUCACCAUAUAAACAUCAACCCCAACUUCAGCCUGUACUACAGAAAAUCGCUUGACCAUGUGGAGAUUCCUCGUACCUUCAAAGACUGGAAGCCAGGCAGCUCCAUCAGUUGCGGUAAAUGUGGGCAGGCUUGGGGAAUGGAAAUGAUCUACCGAAGAGUCCCCCUGCCAAUGCUUGCUGUUAGGAAUUUUGUGAUGGAAAGCCCGGAUGGUAGGAGGACCUAUAAGCAGUGGAGCAAAGUUACUUUUGCUAUUGAGGAAUUUGACUUUGUUCAAUAUUGUGAAACCAAUCCUGAACUGAACGUCGAUUCGCUGUAAGCACUGCCUUGCCAGGGUGGCCAUAUGGACUGUGAUCUGAGCCUUGGAUUUGAGAGACCUGGGUUCAGGUCCUGCCUCUCUUGUGGGUUCACUGCUUGAUCUUCUGUGAAUCAAAUUCACUCUCAGUCUUUCUGUGUCCUUGUAAGAGAAACCCAAGAAACAGAGCCGGAAGGUAAGUACAAGAGAAGACUGUCACACACUUUGAACAGGAGCAUGUUAUCUAAAGAAACCUAUCCAAGUAGUAAGAAUGCAGUGUGUUUAAAACACUUGUUCAGCCAUAGAAUUCAGUGUGUGGUCUUGGACAGGCCACUACUGGCCAGCUCACACUGAGGUAUUUAAAUCUGUGUCUGCAAAGUUCUAACUCAGACUACAUGAGGAGCCUACAUCAUUGGGCAAUCCUCUUUUUCUAAAAACACUGCUAGGGUUGUGUGUGUAUAUUGGGAAGGAAGGUCUCAUCUUUGCUCUUCUUACCCCAACAUGUUAAUUUUUGAGGAACAAUUAUUUUUGUUUUUGUUGUUCUUCCUUUACAGUGAACUAGGCCUCUUGACCAAGCAUACCACUUAGAUUGCUUCAGAGUAUAAAAUGCUGCUCAGUGGAGGAAGGGCAGGCUAUAAAAUGUAAUCAAUGAAAUAUAUUUUUUAAAAACCCCAAAGGUUGGAGGGGUAAAGCUUUUUAAGUUCCAAGAUUACUUUACAAGGACACCAUGGGGGGUGGAUGGACUGCAAUUUCACAAGGGGCUCUAUGAUCCAGAGGAGUUAGCCAUGUUAGUCUGUAAUUGCAAAAUAGUAAAAGAGUCCAAUAGCAUCUUUAAGACUAACCAACUUUUUUGUGGCAUAAGCUUUCGAUGCAUGCAUCUGAUGAAGAGAGCUGUGGUUCUCGAAAGCUUAUGCUACAAAUAAAGUUGGUUAGUGUUAAAGGUGCUAUUGGACUCUUUUACUAAGGGACUCUCUAGCUUACUAAAAGAAGGACGGUGCACCAUGAAAUGAGUGAGGUCAAACUUCUAACACAAUGAAAUAAUACUGUAGCUUUAAGGUGGGGCUGAAUCCUGUGAUGUACAUACAAUGUUUUAAAUCCCUUAUAGAACCUGGUCUGUAGUCUCUUUUUUAUUAAUCAGAAUUAAUGGUCUAAAAUUUGGAUUUCAGAAGCUCAAGCCUGCCCAGAAGAUGGCACGCUAGCUUUGAAUUUCCACUAUUGUUACAAAUGUUUGCAUUUUAAUGCUUAAUGGAAUUGAUGUAUCUUUAGAAAGAUGUUUUAUAACUUACACUGCACUCAACCAACUAUUUCCUAUAUGUUACUACUAGUAACAAAGCCCAUUGUGGCUGUUUGAAGCUAGUGGGAAGAAGGCUUUUGGAGGGGGAGUGCAGGCAAGCCCCGCUGCCUUCCCUGCCAUGUUUCCAGGCUUGGGCGGGGGGGGGGGCAAAAGGCAGGAAAGCCACACUGCCCCCUCCCACAGCAGAUAGAGGCUUGGGUGGAAGGCUUGGGGGCAGAGUUCAGGCCAGCCCUAUGCUGGCUGGCCCAAUCUGGGCUGAGGAGGGUGCAGCCGACCUGCGGCCCCUUCUGAAACCCCAGAGGCUUGCUCGGACUGUGCCUGUGCCAGGAUAACAGGGCGAGUCGUCUCGAACACGUGUACCCAAUUAUGUAGUAAGAUUCCUUAUUAAAACUGUCUUCCUUAUUUUAGUGUCACUCACAUCUAACUUCUUUGUUGGCCUAAUUUUAAACCUAUUACAAAGAGAAAUGGACAGCAGUAUUAAGGUCACAGAGAACAAUUGCUGAUUUAAUGAUGCUUUUAUUUGACGGUACAAAUUUUUAAAGUUUUCAAUGAUAAUUAAAGUGCGUAAUUUUACAGUAUUCCAGCUAUUCCAGCUCUCACUUUAUGGAUCAAAUAUACAUAUAUUACAGAAAAUAUAUACAAAUAUUUGCAAAUAUUUUACAUUCAUGUACAUAUUAUUAAAUGGGAAAAAAAUUAACUGCUCUCACCAUCUAUUUUUGACUUGUUGCAAAGCAAAAUAAUUACAGCUUUAAAAAAAAUGACUAUUGCAAAUGCAAUUCAG